AUGACGACGCCCUCCCGCCAAAUUGAACAGCAAGGUCCUUCAGGGCUCCCAGAGUUAUAUAAAUAUGGCUUUGCCGUGGCAAAGCGCGCAGUCCAAGAGGACAAUGCGAAGCAGUGGACUACCGCAUGGGGGCUCUAUGAAGACGCAGCGCAUACUGUUUUACAACUGCUCCAGCACGAAAGAGAUCCGAAAAAGAUAGCAUUACUUCAUCUGAAAUGGGACGAAUAUUCGCAAAGGGCAGAAGAGCUGAGUCGUUUGGUUCGUGUUUCAAGAGUGGAUGAGUUGCAAACGGACGGCAUUGAACAGGUCACUUGCGAUACAGACAACCGCUUUGAGGCAGAUGCUGCCCAGAUUCCUUUAGAAAUCGAAAAAGCCGGUAGCCAGGAGAAAGACGACAUUACCAAUAGAGAGCGAUCAGAUUUGUCAGGCUCUCAAAUUGCGUCUCCCCAAGGACAUUUAGCGCCAUCCGAGAUUGAAGUUCUAAAGAGAUCCUCCAUCAUCAAUGGACGAUUAUAUCUGCCAUGGAUUGCAAUGGAUGAUAAAGAACGGUUUUCCUUUGAUGUACCCUUCAAAGACCCUCAAGGUCCACUAGUCCUCUCUAUGAUGCAAAGGGCUGCGUUUGCAGAAUGGAAAAGGGUGAGCGAAAUAUUCUCAGAACAUAGAAUGGUCCGGUCCAUGUGCGCUGGUGCUAUUGUACAGGAUCUUGUUACGGACUGCUCAUUCGUUGCAUCACUCUGCGUCAGCUCGGAAUACGAGCGCAAGUUUAAAAAGCAGCUAAUUACAAGCCGUAUCUAUCCGCGAAACAAAUCUGGUCAGCCUGUGUACAAUCCGAGCGGGAAAUAUAUGGUGAAACUAACUUGGAAUGGCGUUGUUGUGGAUGACUAUUUGCCAGUCGGGAAAGAUGGACGAUUACUUUGCACCUUCUCUCUCAAUCGGGAAAUAUGGCCUAGUAUCGUUGAAAAAGCCUACCUCAAAUUGCAAGGGGGCUACGGCUUCCCAGGAUCCAACUCAGGAAUAGACUUACAUGCGCUUACAGGUUGGAUUCCGGAACAUAUCUUCAUCAAGGAUGGGUCAUUACCCUCAAUGAGCAUCUUUCGAAGGCUGCAAGACGGGUAUCAAGCUGGCCAUGCCCUGAUAACCGUUGCUACUAGCUCGCUUCGCGAGAACAAUAUUGAGCAAUUCGGUUUGAUAGCUGGCCAUGCUUAUGCCGUUCUUGAUGUGCGAAUUGUGCAAGUUGGGGAUACACCGUACAACUUAUUGCAAAUCAAGAACCCAUGGCGGUCGAUGCAAAGAGAAAGCAAAAUAUUUACCCAGGAUCCUUAUUUAAGGCAGAAAAUUGCGCAAGCUCUGGCAGCAAGUGGUUUAGAAGUUGACGAGAAAACAGAUGGAAUCUUUUGGAUCGACUUUCAAAGCAUAUGCGACUGGUUUGAUACUAUCCAUAUAAACUGGAAUCCGCAUAUGUGGGAGCAUCGUUUUACGUUACACGCGGCUUGGCCAGUUAGCGGCCCUCGGAAGGAUAUAUUUAAUUUCGGCAGUAAUCCGCAGUUCUCUCUACAAGUUGAUGUUUCAAACGAAAAUUCAACCGCUGUGUGGAUUUUGCUUACCAAGCACAUCACUGUUACUGUAGGUACCAUGAUGGAGAAUAGCGAUUAUAUUACACUCCAUUUGUAUGGUGACUCCGGCGGCGAGAGAGUGUUCUACUCCGGUGAGCCUAUGCUGCGAGGAGUCUACGUAAACAGUCCGCAUGUACUGGUACGAUAUGCCGUGAUAUUGAAUGUCACCCUCUCUCAACACGAGAAGUCAUCCCGAACGCUCCAAUACACACUCACAGUAUACGCGAUGUCACCAUUUCGUAUUCAAGAGAUUCAAGACACCUAUCCAUAUUCUACUCAGGUUGUUGGUCAUUGGACAUCCACAACGGCGGGGGGAUCAUUGAACCACCCGACUUUUCAACUAAAUCCGCGGUAUAAGUUGGUUGCUCUAAAAGAAACUCGAAUUUUCAUCACCUUAGAAGCACCGAAAGAAUACCCUGUCAACGUGAAACUGAUCAGGGACGACGUACCCCUUAUCACGGUAACCAAAGAAACUAUCGCCUUGAACAGCGGGGAUUAUCGGAACGGCUUCUGUUAUGUGAAGGGAAACGACAUCCAAGGAGUAUACACUGUAGUGCCGUCUACUUUCCAACCUGGCCAGAUUGGUACCUUCAUACUCACGGUGCAGUCUACGGAACAAUUGUCCUUUUCAUAA
Messenger RNA from Spizellomyces punctatus DAOM BR117, 2247 nucleotides. RefSeq lists its product as uncharacterized. The record is from RefSeq and is a predicted model, not a curated record. Bases 1 to 2247 code for a protein of 748 amino acids. NCBI's taxonomy places the organism in Eukaryota, Fungi, Chytridiomycota, Chytridiomycetes, Spizellomycetales, Spizellomycetaceae. Gene Ontology annotation, biological process: proteolysis. Gene Ontology annotation, molecular function: calcium-dependent cysteine-type endopeptidase activity. The transcript has 16 exons.